AUGUCAGGUAGAGUUAUACAAAUACUGUUGUUGAUAGUAUUAAUGUUGACAAUCACUACAAGAUAUUGUUGGGCUAAUGCAUCAGCAAAGACAUUGAGAAUAGCAACUUCAACAGCAACAUCAACAUCAUUCAAUCAACAACAUUAUCAUUCAUUGUUUGCUUCAACCAAUAACAUAAUGUCAUUACAACAACAGUAUUGCUCUCUUAGUAAACAGAAGUGCAAGCCAUGUGAGGGAGGAGAUGUACAUAGACAAACACUUGAGCAGGCCAAAGACAUGUUGACACAGUUGAACAAAGAGUGGAAGUUGAUAGAGUCAGAACCAAACAAGAUAUAUAGGAGGUGGAGAAUGCCAUUCCCCAAGGGUGUUGAGUUCAUCAAUGAGAUUACAACAGUGGCCGAGGAGGAAGGUCAUCAUCCAGAUGUGUCAAUUAAGUCGUAUUGGAAUGUUGAGGUGGAGUUGUACACACAUGCACUCAAUGGUCUGUCUGAGAAUGACUUCAUUCUAGCCAGCAAGAUAGAUGAACUACCUCUAGCAAGCUAUGUUCCACCAACCAGAAAGAAGGCAGCAGCAGCUCAACCUUCUCCACAG
Molecule: messenger RNA, 591 nt
Organism: Acytostelium subglobosum LB1
Lineage: Eukaryota; Evosea; Eumycetozoa; Acytosteliales; Acytosteliaceae
Exons: 3
Biological process (GO): tetrahydrobiopterin biosynthetic process
Molecular function (GO): 4-alpha-hydroxytetrahydrobiopterin dehydratase activity
Source: RefSeq, a predicted model, not a curated record